UUCCUCACUCAAGCAGUGAUCAGACACAAAAUAAGUAACAAUAAAAAAAUAUUAUACCAAAAUAUUUAUCUGUUUUUAUUGUUCACACAAAUAAAGAAUUAAGAAUCAAGAGUGAGUGAGCUGCAGCGAGGCACAGAUAUUCGGAGGAAAUUUAUUAUAAAUCGGUCGUUCGAACGCGAGUGACUUCCUUUCUCUCCUGUUUUUUCAAAAUAACACAAAAAAAAAAAAAAUAAAAAAAAAAUAUCUAAAUAUUUAUCAAAGAAAAGAAAAUAAGGCUAAUGUAAUGUAAAAGGAAAUCUAAAUAAUUAAAAAUACAACAGAGAAUCAAACUGCAACAAUCAGAAUAAAAAUAAAAUAAAUAAAUAGUGAAAUAAUAUUUAUCAAAAAAAUAUAUUAUUGAGUGUGUUUUCAUCCUUCAUAGUAAAUAAAAUAAAAAAAAAAUCAUAAAAAAAUAAAAAAAAAUCAACAAAGGAAAAAUUCCUCCCACAAAAAAAAAAUAAAUAAAUCAUUAAAAAUAAUUUCCCGAAAAAUUAAACACAAUGAUGGCCGGUAAUUAUGCCAAUAAUUUAUCUGCCGAACCAACGUCGAAACGUCUUUGUAUCCAGAAUCAACAAGAAUCUGGAGACCCAUCGUCAAUGAAUCGGAAUCAAGUUGGCGUACUAAAUAACAACAAUAAUGGCAAUAUAAAUAACAAUAAUUCACAAGAAGAGCCACGACGAAAGAAACAUGAAGCAUCACGUCCGAAUCAUAUUUUACUAUUCACAAUAUUAAAUCCACUUUAUCCCAUAACAGUGGAAGUUUUACACACCAUAUCACAACCACAUGGACAAGUGCAGAGAAUUGUCAUCUUCAAGAAGAAUGGCGUACAGGCGAUGAUAGAGUUUGACAGCAUCGAAUCAGCUACCCGAGUUCGAGAAAAUUUGAAUGGAUGUGAUAUUUAUUCAGGAUGUUGUACACUAAAAAUUGAUUAUGCCAAGCCGGAAAAGCUAAACGUCUAUAAAAACGAUAGUGACACAAGCUGGGAUUAUACACUGGACAAACAAGCUAAUGGGAGAAUGCCGUUGUUACAAGAGCCACUUUUUGGAGCAAGACCACAACCCUAUAAGCCACCGUUACUUGGAACCCCAACACCGUACGCAGCUCCGUAUGCCACACCCGAAUUCCAUCAGACCGCUGAAAAUUGGAAGCCAACACAAACACAUGCCACUCUGAUAAAAGAACCUGCCGUCGUCCCGGUUCGUACAACAGCACCCACCUUUGUCGCACAACCCCAAACACAACAAGGAUCUGUCAUGAUGGUAUACGGACUCGAUAACACGACAUCGAACACAGACAAACUAUUUAACUUGGUUUGUCUGUAUGGGAACGUUGCCAGGAUUAAAUUCUUGAAAACCAAAGAAGGAACCGCAAUGGUACAAAUGGGUGAUUCAGUGGCUGUUGAACGAUGCGUACAGCACUUGAAUAACAUUCCUAUUGGUAAUAAAUGUAAAAUUCAAAUUGCUUUCUCAAAACAAAAUUUCCUAUCAGAAGUAACAAAUCCAUUCAGUCUUCCCGAUCACAGUCCAAGCUUCAAAGAGUACACCGGCUCUAAAAAUAAUCGAUUCCUAUCACUCGUGCAAGCCAGCAAGAAUCGCAUUCAGCCGCCAAGCAGAAUACUUCACUUUUUCAAUACACCACCGGAUCUAACCGACGAAAAGCUAUUAAAAACAUUUAAAGACGAAGACUGUGAACCAUCAGCAAUCAGAAUGUUCCCGCUGAAGUCGGAGCGUUCGUCAUCGGGUCUCGUAGAAUUCCCAACUGUUGCUCAAGCCGUACUAGCAAUAAUGAAAUGUAAUCAUGCAGCAAUCGAGGCAAAAGGUUCCAAAUUUCCAUUCAUCAUGAAACUCUGCUUCUCGUCGUCAAAAACAAUGAAUGGGGCAUGGAACAACGAAGGAGGCAACAAUGAAAAUAAUGAAGGUGAAUACUAAGGAGACACGAAAAAACAACAACAUCAUCAUCAUUACGAUCAUCUGUGCCACCCCUCCGUAACAAUAACAAUGUAUGCAACAAACAAUAUAUUAAAUAAUUUCGACAUGAUGAAUUUUGUUGCAUUUUCAUCAUCGUUAUCCUGUCUCAACAACGUCAGAGGAUUAUUUACAACAACGCGUGAUGUUAAUAAAUUAAAAUACGUACAAUAUCAAAAAAAGCAAAGUAAUGAUGAAAAAUGACAAAAAAAAUAUUUUUA
Culicoides brevitarsis is the source of this 2224-nucleotide messenger RNA. It is a transcript of the gene sm, whose product is annotated as heterogeneous nuclear ribonucleoprotein L. The record is from RefSeq and is a predicted model, not a curated record. The transcript is spliced from 12 exons. Gene Ontology annotation, cellular component: nucleus. Lineage: Eukaryota; Metazoa; Arthropoda; Insecta; Diptera; Ceratopogonidae. Gene Ontology annotation, biological process: mRNA processing; regulation of RNA splicing. Bases 540 to 1967 code for a protein of 475 amino acids. Gene Ontology annotation, molecular function: mRNA binding.